GGGUGAGAUACCCGCUUUAACCGAGGAAGCCAAUGGACCAAAAACUCGUCGGCACUUCUUCGCUGCUGCUUCCGCUUCCGCUUCGGUGCUUCGCGUGAACUGCAGUUUGGACGUAGUGACGAGAUUUUGUUUGCCCUAUUGACCAUUUUGUCUUCCCGCCUAUUUUAUUUUUUUCGCACUCAAGCAUUUCCUUGAAUAGAUUGCAAGCGAGGGCUCCCUCUCCUGCUAUAGAGCAAGCCAGAGUCGGCGAGGGAGUAAAAAGACGCCCCCAAUGUCUGCGAGGAGUGGCACAUUUAGCGGUACGAAUGUCUUCCUCUCCAGAAACCUGGUCCCGCCCGAGGUUUUUGACGCCAUCCACGAUGCCCUCCGACUGAACGGCGCUCAGGUCUUCCUAUGCUGCGAUGCCUCCCGGACGGCCCCCAACGAUUACCACGUCAUUUCUUCUCCGGAUCACGAAAAGUUUGAGGAUCUUAAGGCAAAGGGCUGCAAUCUUGUAGGUCCACAAUGUAUUUUCUCAUGUGCGAAAGAGUACAGGAUGUUGCCCAAGCAUGGCUAUACCUGCUGCCUUGCAAUGGAUGGAGUAAAAGUUCUUGCUUCUGGAUUUGAGAGGGAUGAAAAGGCCAUGAUUGAAAAGCUAGUCACUGCUAUGGGUGGAGUUUUGCAGGCCAAGGCAGCAAUGGAUGUGAACUUUGUCAUUGUGAAGAAUGUUUUGGCUGCUAAGUAUAAGUGGGCUUUACAUGUUCUUAAGAAACCCAUCGUUAACAUGAGCUGGUUAUGCCAAUGUUGGAUUGAGCAUCGAGUAGUGCCCCAAGAGCCUUACAGGAUUCUUCCUUUUAUGGGGUUGACAAUCUGUGUUACCAGAAUUCCUGCAGAUGAACGGAAGGAGAUUGAAAGGCUGAUCAUACAGAAUGGUGGCCAGUAUUCUGCUGAUCUGACCAAAAAAUGCUCCCAUUUAGUUUCAGAUGCUCCAGCUGGAGACAAGUAUGUUGUUGCACAAAGAUGGGGUCAUAUACAUAUUGUUAGCCGCAAAUGGAUUGAUCAAUCCAUUUCAAGACGAGCCUGUCUGGAUGAGCGGCUGUAUCCUGUUCUUGAAAUUUCUCUUUCUGGUAAUGAUGCAAAAGUUUUGCAUAAGGAGCAAUAUUUCCAAGAACCCAGUAAUGUAACCUCACAGCUUCUGCCACCAACCAAUAUUGAGGACCUAGAAGCAGCUUCAUCACAGAACAUCUCUAUUUCAGAAACCUCUACCAUUAAAAGUGAGGUUGCAGUUGCAGAAGCAUAUCCUGGGAAGAUGGAAGACAAAAAUGUUGAAACAAAUUCUGAACAUGUGGAAGACAAAGUUAAAUUUGAUUGCCGAGUGGCUCAAGAUUCAGAAGAAGAUGAUGAUCUUUAUUUAUCAAGUUGCAGAAUCUUUCUGGCUGGCUUUGAGGAGAAGGAAUUGAGAAAGUUAGUUAAUAUGAUACGAAGAGGUGGAGGCACUCGGCAUAUGUUAUUGAGUGAAAAGCUGUCACACAUAAUUUUAGGCACACCUUCAGAGUCAGAAAAGAAAGAAAUAAGACGCUUGGCUGUUUCGGGCGUCAUUAAUGUGGUUAAUGCCACCUGGCUUGAGGAAUCUGAUCAGGCAAAGAGAGAGCUUCCUGUAUCAUCCAGGCACAUUUUUUCCGCCUUAAUGAUUUCAAAGGAUUCAACAUAUUCUUGUAUGGAGCCAUCUGUUGUUGAUCAAGGUGUCAAGAAGGUUGAAAAUAUUCGUGUUUUUUCUUUUGCAACAACUAGUCCUGUUACAGAGGAUAAAGUUCUUGUAUCCAAGCCGUUAUCUAAUGAAAAGCAAGGAACCAAUGAGAGCUGCCCAAUCGUUAAUGGCUUCACAGAAGUAGUCACUAAGUGUGAAGCAUCACGCCAGCAUUCCAUUAUGAAAGUUAAUCAGACACAUGAAAGCAAAUUGCAUAUGGUUUCUGCCAGGGGGGAUUCUUCGAAUAGUAAAGCAGUUUUCAAGGGGAAGUCAUUUUGUUUUUCAAGCUCAUUUCCGGUAGAACCUCGGGCUGAAGUUAUUGAAUGGGUUAAAGGAGGAGGAGGAGGGACUUUGUUGGAUGACCAAGCAACAAAUGCUGAUUUCAUCAUCGAGUCUCAUGGUCUUUCACAGAGUUUGUGUGCUAGUAUUUUUCAAUCUACUUCUGUUUCCACGCAUUGGAUACGCGCCUCUAUUGAGGAGUGCUGCAUGCAAGAUGUUGCAAGCCACAUACUUUACUCUCCAUUGAACUGCCAUAUUCCGUUACCUGGAUUUGAAGACCUCCGAUUCUGUGUUUCCCAAUAUGAAGGGAAAGAGAGAAUAUUAUUAAGGAAUUUAUGCUUUGUCUUGGGAGCAAAAUUCACCGAGAAGCUAACCAAGAAAGUUACUCAUUUAUUAUGCAAGUUCACUAAUGGUCCAAAAUACACAGCUGCUUGUAGAAAGGGCAUUCAAACAGUUACUGCUGAGUGGAUCACUGAAUGCGUCUCGCAGGAUAAAUUGGUUCCACCUGAUUUAUUUCAGCCAAGGCCAGUAACUUCACAGGAUAAAGAGGCAGGUUUAUGUACUGUGAGUCAGCAUCCAACACAGGCAGUUCGCAUGAUUUCCUUCCCAUCACAAUCACCUAGUCAACCCCAAGGACUGAUGCAAAACUCAAGAAUGAACGUUGGUUCAAGUUCUGAUGGAAAAAGGUUGAACUUAUCGGAAUUGGAUAGAAAUACUCGUGCAUCUAAAAGAAAAAAAGUAAAAGAAAUUCUUGGGGAAAAUCGCAAAACUGGUCCUGAUGUGGCCGAAGCCAUAGAGGAUCUGUUAGCGCAGUCAGACAAGAUUCAAGACCUAAAAUCGCCUGGGACGUCUGGUAAUGGAAGUAAUUUACAGAUAUUUGCGCCUGAUCCUCCUAUUAUUGAUCAAAAUCAUGGAAAUUCAAAUACUGCUUCUGGAAUAUCAAACAAUUGGAUAAUCCGGGAGCAGAAACAAGGAAGCAUUUCCCAUCCAACAAACCAAGCAAGAAAGUCUGGCGCAUAUGAUGCUUUUACUGAAACACAAACAGAAUCACAGGUAGUUGGGUAUGAGGAAGACUUGUCAGGCAGGCAGAAAAUAAUUGAGAGAGUUCGAUCACAGAGCUUGACAUUGACGCCAGAUGUGAGAUGAAAUCAUUGCCACCUUGUCCACUAAUUUCGGGGAGAACAUGCCUUUCACGUAGGCUCUGAGAUUUGCAAUGAAAAGGUUUCUACACUCACCAAUUUUUAAUCCAAAUUUACUCGCCCAUUUGUGUAAGAAAAUGCAUGGACUUGCUGCUGUUAAGAUGGAAGUUUUGCUUGCUCUGUAUGAUUGUUUUUUGAGACCUGAGGGCUGUAGAAGAAUAGAAGCAUCCCUCCUUUAAAGCUUCAUAAACGUUCAACUUGGGCUCUUUCUCAUCCCACUGAUGGCUGAAGCAAUGGAUUCAGAGAUGCAUCUAUUUUUAUUCUUUUUGAAUUAAUGAAUAUAUCAUCACAUCAAUCACCUUGCAGCCCAUAUCCUAUUUAAUAUGUAAUUUGCUGCUUGUUCAAUAACUAUUCCAAAAUUGUUUAUAAAACUUUUUUGACUUAAUAUUCAUGAUUUUGAAAAGCGUAAAA
Dendrobium catenatum is the source of this 3615-nucleotide messenger RNA. Its product is annotated as DNA topoisomerase 2-binding protein 1. Gene Ontology annotation, biological process: mitotic G2 DNA damage checkpoint signaling; DNA replication initiation; mitotic DNA replication checkpoint signaling. The transcript has 20 exons. Bases 272 to 3151 code for a protein of 959 amino acids. The record is from RefSeq and is a predicted model, not a curated record. Lineage: Eukaryota; Viridiplantae; Streptophyta; Magnoliopsida; Asparagales; Orchidaceae.